GUUCUCAUUGCUUCGCUUGAUAUUAGCUAUCGGAAGCAAUAGCCGCUGUUGUGGUCACGUCAGGCUGCGAUUCUUAUGCCGGCGUUUUGAAUUGGUGAUUUUACCAUCUUCACGAUGGGGCUUUUCAACGACAUUGACAUUGAGCGAGACUUUCCGGACCAUAAGGUCAAGUCUAUGGUGAGGCGUUCCGAGUGGGCAGUUCAGCAGUAUCAAGGCUUCUUUCCUGGCAAUUCUCCUCCGAACCAUCACCAGUACCCAACCCAAGAGUACAAUACUAUUGACUCUUACAGCCCAACUUACUAUGGUAACGAGCAAACUUCAGCCAACACUUCCUACAGCACUCCCAGGCCUCAGAUUUAGUCUGGGAAUCAUGCACGUAUUUAUGGCUUUGAUCCACACGUCAGUGGACUGGCCGAUCUACAAGCGGG
Molecule: messenger RNA, 428 nt
Organism: Fusarium odoratissimum NRRL 54006
Lineage: Eukaryota; Fungi; Ascomycota; Sordariomycetes; Hypocreales; Nectriaceae
Exons: 2
Coding region: 115-360 (81 amino acids)
Source: RefSeq, a predicted model, not a curated record